AUGCUCCCUUCCGCCGCGUCCAGUCGCAGACCGUCCCCGCUGCGCCCCGGAGGCUCCCACUAUGACCCCGUUACGCCCAUGGACGACGAGGUGCACCCCGUCAUCCACGAGGGCCGUGUCGCCGUUAUCACCGGCGCUGCAAACGGUAUCGGCCGCGCUGCUGCUGUCGAGCUUGCAAAGAUCGGGCUCAAGAUCGCGAUUGCGGACAUCGACGAGGUCAAGCUUGAGGAAACCGCGAAGCUUGUGCGCGAGAUCGUUGGCGACGCGAACCUGAUCACCCUCCCGACGGACGUGACCAAAAUCGACCAGGUCCAGCGGUUGCGCGACAGGGUGAUCGAGGCUUGGGGCGAGGUCGGGCUGCUCUUGAACAACGCCGCCAUCGGGCUCAAGGGCACGUCCUGGGACGGGUUGGAUAAGUGGCACACCCUCUUCGAGAUCAACUUGUUUGGAGUGCUCAACGUCCAGCACACGUUCGUUCCGAACAUGCUGCACCAAGAAAACCCUGCCGUGAUCAUCAACACGGGGUCAAAGCAGGGCAUAACAAACCCGCCAGGGAACGCAUCCUACAACGCAGCCAAGGCGGCCGUUAAGAGCCUCACCGAGUCGCUCGCCCACGAAUUGCGCGAGACUCCGUCGUCGAAUCUCAGCGCCCACCUGUUCAUCCCGGGCUGGACGUGGACCGGGAUGACGGGCAGCGAUUCCGGCAACGAAAGCCGCUGGGGCGUGGACUGCGCAGGAGACGGUACUCUUGACAAAGUCCGUCAAGGGAAGUUCUACAUCGUCUGCCCCGACAACGAGACCCGACGGGAAGUCGACCAGCUCCGGAUUAUGUGGGGCGCGGGCGACGUUGCGGAGGGCCGCCCCGCACUCUCGCGCUGGCACCAGGACUACAAGGCGCUAUUCCAGGAGUACAUACGCGACGGGCUCGAGGCGCUGGACUAG
This is a messenger RNA of Epithele typhae, 942 nucleotides long. RefSeq names its product NAD-P-binding protein. Gene Ontology annotation, cellular component: intracellular anatomical structure. Gene Ontology annotation, molecular function: oxidoreductase activity, acting on NAD(P)H, oxygen as acceptor. The transcript has 7 exons. NCBI's taxonomy places the organism in Eukaryota, Fungi, Basidiomycota, Agaricomycetes, Polyporales, Epitheliaceae. The coding region runs from base 1 to 942 and encodes 313 amino acids. The record is from RefSeq and is a predicted model, not a curated record.